CACCCCCCGGAGACGGUCCCUUUCCCCGGGGCUCCCGGAGGCGAGACUCCAGCUGGAGCCAGGCGGCCGGGGGGGGGCUAGGGGCGCUAGCCGGGGUCUCCCCUGGCACGGGGGAUGCUGGGAGUUGUAGUUCUGCCCUUCCCACCGAGCCGGAACAAAGCCCCAGCGGCGAGCCCCGCUCCAGCUCCCGGCUCCGAGCGCCCCCGGGCCGGUCCCGCCGCGCGCUGGCUCCCAGGGGCCCAGCCCGUCCGCCGGGCCGACCGCUUCCCGCCCCGCCCGGAGCGGGGACCGGCCCCCGGCCCGCCGCCUCCCCCGGCCCCUGCGCCCUCCCGUGCGCCCAGGGCGCGCCGCGCUGGUCCUGCGCAGCCAUUGGGGGCGCGUCGCGGCUGGGAGCGGAGCGCAGCGCAGCGGCCGGAGGCGGCGGGCGGGCCAUGCCGGCGCAGGCCCCAGUGACGUUCGAGGACGUGGCGGUCUAUUUCUCCCCGGCGGAGUGGGCGGCGUUAGCGGAAUGGCAGAGGGAGCUGUACCGGGCCGUGAUGAUGGAGAAUUACGAGCUGGUGGCAUCUUUGGGCUCCGUGGGCCCCAAGCCCAAGGCAUCGGCUAGAAAAGCAAAGCGAGAGAAGGCGCCGUAUGUCUGGGACCAUCAGUACUCGAGAGCGAAAGUCCUGAUGCUUCCAGCACAGGGGAACGACACCCCAAACGAGGUGCCGGUGACCUUUGAGGAGGUGGCGGUCUAUCUCACCACCGAGGAGUGGAAGGAGCUGAAGGACUGGCAGCGGGAGCUGUAUCAGGACGUGAUGAAGGAGAAUUACGAGCUGGUCACCUCUGUGGGAGACACCGUGGAGAAACCGGAGAUUGUCUCUAGGCUGGAGCGCGGGGAAGAGCCGUACGACCCCAGAGAGAGACGCAUUCCUGGUCCCCACGGCGUGGGUGGUGGGACCCGGGGGGCUGAUGAGGAGGGGACGCGUCACGAGGAAGAGCCGGCAGGACUGGACCCGAGCGAGAUGCUAACUGGGAGAGAUGCAGCGAGAGUUUCCCUGGGCUCGGCCAGGACCGGAGCCAGCGCCAGUCGGAGUCAGCGCAAAGGGCGCCCGGGCCAGGGGAGGCCUGUGUGGAACGGACACGAUGAACCCCUGUGGGGCGAGAGGCGGGUCAGGGACUCCCCAGCCAGCGCUGAGCUCCAGAGCAACGGGGCCCCAGAGAGACCCUGCCCAGCGCCUGAGAACCUGGGGGGCAGCGUGGGGACGGGAGCCGUGCCUGUAACCCCCAUUGCAGAGGGGCCGUGUGGGGGGAGCAUUGGGCAGGGCGGGAAGCCAACAGAGGAGCACGCUGCCCCUGGGGGCGGGGGGCCCUACAAGUGUGGGGAGUGUGGGCAAGGCUUUGGCAGCCAGGCCUCCCUGGCCAAGCACCGGCGGCAGCACGCCGGGGUGGGCGCCUUUCCCUGCAGCCAGUGUGGCAAAGCCUUCAGCAACAAGGGCAACCUCCUGCGGCACCUGAAGCUACACAGCGGGGAGAAGCCGCACGGCUGCGCGGAGUGCGGGCGGCGCUUCCGCACCAAGCAGACCUUCCUGUCGCACCAGCGCGUGCACACUGGGGAGAAGCCCUUCGCCUGCCGCCAGUGCGGGCGGAGCUUCACGCGCAAGGAGAACCUCGUGCGCCACCAGGAGACCCACGUGCACAAAGAGCCCCACACUUGUCCCGAGUGCGGCAAGAGCUUCCUGCAUGAGGGCUCGCUGCUCCUGCACCGCCGCGCCCACUCCGGGGCCAGGCCCUUCCCCUGCGCCCACUGCGGCAAGAGCUUCAACUGGAAAACGAACCUGACCACCCACCUGCGCAGCCACGCUGGGGAGCAGCCCUCCGCCUGCCACCAGUGCGGCCAGUGGUUCGGCGACCGCGGAGACCUGCUGCGGCACCAGAGGGCCCACGCGGGCGGCGGGCUGCCGACCGGCUACGGCAACGGGGAGACCUUCAGCGAGUUCCUCCAGAUCCACGAGAUGCUGAUCUCCCGCACGCACGCACGCAAGCCCCUGGGUGCCCUCACCAACGCUGAGCAGGGACUCAGUGACUCGGCCUUCCAAGGAAGUGAAGCUGGCAAUGCAGAGGGCCGUGCCCUACCCAGCUCCACCCUUCCCCUCCUGAGCCCUACCCAGGCCUCUGCAUGCAGCCGGUGCGUGACCCACCCGUCGGGGAGCUCUGCACUCCUCCGCUGUCCUGGGGUAAUGGUACAGAACCACCCAAAGCGGCUUUCUGCCAGCGCUGAGCAGGGAAUCGGUGACUCGGCCUUCCAAGGAAGUGAAGCUGGCAAUGCAGAGGCCCUGGUGUCGUUCGAGGACGUGGCGGUCUAUUUCUCCCCGGAGGAGUGGGCGGCGUUAGCCGAAUGGCAGCGGGAGCUGUACCGGGACGUGAUGAUGGAGAAUUACGAGCUCAUCGCCUCGCUGGGUUCUGCAGGCCCCAAACCGGAAAUGAUCUGUAAAAUGGAGCGAGGGGAAGAGCCACACGCCACCGCUCCCCCGGGCGAGAGGGACAGAGGAAUCCUGGACGCCCCCAGCACAGCUGGCUGGGGAAGGCGUGUCAAGGAGGAGCUGUCUGUGGAGAGCUACAACGACCAGUGGGUGCCACACACGUCGCUGGCCGGGGGAGCCGAGGGGUUUGUGCUGGAAUAUCCUGCCCUGUGGUGCGAGGUGAAGCAGAGGGACCUGGCGGGAGAUGCCCCCCAGCAAUCCCCGGAGUGGGAGGGGAGGGACGGUGCGUUCCUGGGCGGCACACUGGCCAUGAUCCACCCGGGGAGCGAGGGCCCCCUCAUCUGCUGCGAGUGCGGGAAGAGCUUUGAUGACGAGGCCUCACUGAGCGCCCACCAGCGCCUGCACCCGGGCGCCGGGCCCCACGAGUGCCGGGCCUGCGGGAAGAGCUUCCGUCACCGCCGCAACCUCUUGACCCACAAGAAGCGGCGGGGGAAGAGCCGGCACGCCUGCACCGAGUGCGGGAAAAGCUUCUGCCUCAAGGGCGACCUGCUGCGGCACCGGGCGGGGCACGCGGGCGAGGGCGGGCACGCCUGCAGCCUGUGCGGGGAGAGCUUCCGCCACAAGAGGAACCUGUUGGCCCACAGGAAGGAGCACGUCGGGGACACGCCCCACCGGUGCCCCGAGUGCGGGCAGAGCUUCGGCGACCCGGCCAGCCUGGCCCAGCACGAGGCGGCGCACCGCGAGGAGAGGCCCUUUGUCUGCGCCCGCUGCGACCGCAGCUUCAGCUGGAAGGAGAGCCUGAUGAUCCACCAGCGCAGCCACCCGCAGGAGCGCUCCCACAAGUGCGCCGACUGCGGCCGCAGCUUCAGCCGCAACGGGAACCUCCUCAUGCACCAGCGGGUGCACACCGGGGAGCGGCCCUACGCCUGCCCCGAGUGCGACCGCACCUUCUGCAACAAGGCCAACCUCAUGGCCCACCGGAAGCUGCACCGGCGCUUCAAGCCCUACGCCUGCACCCAGUGCGGGAGGAGCUUCAGCUUCAAGACCAAGCUGCUCCUCCAUCAGAGGGCCCACGGGGACGAGCAGUAGCCCCCGGCCGCUCUGUCUCCUGCAGGCUGCGGCCGGGCCUGGCAGGCUGCGCGGGCUCUGCCGUUGCUAAGGCCCGGGGGCGAAACUCGCCCCUGGGCAGAGGGCUGGCGCGAGGCCUAGGCGUUGUCUCAGCCUGGGGGUCCCGUGGGCCAUGGAGCAAGACCCCAGCCUUUGAGGGGAAGCUCUGCUGUCUUGCAGAGCCCUGGGUGGGUCACUCUGGGGGAGUUCUGCCGUUGCUAAGGAUGGGGGUGAAAUUCACCCCAGGGCUGAGGGCUGGCGCGCAUGCAGGACUCAAGCGGUGCCGAGGCCUUGCCAGCCAGCCCUCUCCCGGGGUGAAUUUCACUGCUCGGCAGUAUAUUGCAGUGCGUCCUCAUUGUAAGGCUCCAGACUCACCCUGGGCCUGGCCGCCCUGAGAGCUACAUCCCCCUCCUCAAAUGGCAGUCCCACGGCGCGCCAGUGGGCGUCCUGAGCCCCCCCCACAGUUACCCAGCCCACCGGAGGCGGUGAUGGGCUUAGAGAGUCGUAGCAGCGAAAGUCAGAAGAGAUUGUUCUGACCAUCCGGUCUGGCCUCCUGCUUCACCCAGGGCAGAGAAUCUCACCUGGGGUUCCUGCAGCCCCCUCCGAAGGAUCAUUGGGCAGUUUCUGAGAGAGGUCAGGGCACUAGCCAAAGCCUUGGGUUCAUGUCCCUGCUCUGCUACAGAUUUCUGGGUGACCUUGGGCAUGUCCCUUAGCCUCCCAGGGCCUCGCUGCCCCAGCUGUGCAAUGGGGAUACCAGCCUGCCCUGCCCAUGGGGGGUGGGAUGGGGAUAAAUACAGUAAUGGGGCGCC
Messenger RNA from Chrysemys picta bellii (western painted turtle), 4378 nucleotides. NCBI's taxonomy places the organism in Eukaryota, Metazoa, Chordata, Testudines, Emydidae. The record is from RefSeq and is a predicted model, not a curated record.